Molecule: messenger RNA, 1131 nt
Organism: Sesamum indicum (sesame)
Lineage: Eukaryota; Viridiplantae; Streptophyta; Magnoliopsida; Lamiales; Pedaliaceae
Product: RmlC-type cupin
Cellular component (GO): trans-Golgi network; endosome
Source: RefSeq, a predicted model, not a curated record
GAAAAUAAAUUAUAGAAAUUGCACUUGCCCCCCUUUUCUUUGGUUUUUUUCCCAAUUCGUCCAACAAAGGAAAAUUAUCUGCAUUUUACCCCCAUGUCGAAAGCAAACCCAAAGACCACCUGCGGAUGAGUACAAAAUUUCAGACGCAGCAAAUCAGUGUAAAUAAUCAAGAAUCAUGAAGAACUAGAUAAUUUGAUGAAGAAAUGGCGAACCCCAGAAGGACAUCGUAUUCAUCGAACCCGCUACCGAUUUCAGACCCGACUCCACAAUUCCAAUCCCCAUCCCAAAACCCACAGACAGCAGCAACCCUCUUAACCUCGCUCAAAGUUUUCCUCAAAAAACCGCAUGCAUUCCCUUUUCUCCUGUCCAUUUUCCUUCUUCUCACAUGGGUUUCUCUUAGAUUUCAACACCGUUACGCCAAUCCUGCGUUUCACCAAUCGUCAUAUACUGUGAAUGAGAAAAAUGGCGGUUAUGUUAAGGAUCCGAAUGCCAAUGUUGUGAAAUUCUCCGCUUUUUCUUCUCUUGUAAUGAAGGAUAAGCGUGGCUGGUUGAUUAAUCCCGUGUCACUUGCGCUGGAUGCUGAUGUUCCAGGAGGAGCGGUUUCUUGUGCUUCAGUUCAUUUGGGUGAGAUCCGACCUGGAACAGUGAGGGGAAACCACAGACACCACACUUGUAAUGAGACAUUUGUAAUAUGGGGUGCUAAAACUGUGUUCAGGCUGGAGAACAAUGCAGUGAAAAGAGGAUACUCUGAGGUAACAAUUGGAGCAGAUGAAGUUGCAGUUGCAGCUAGUCCUAGCGGCACUGCGCAUGCUUUGGUGAAUAUAGAUGCCAUACGGACCACAUUUUUCUUGGGGUGCCAGGACAGUGUAAUGAAUAACAGCUCAACUACUGACUAUAAAAUUUGGAACAAUCUAUAGUUCAUCUAGUUGUUUCUUCUGGGUGGAAUUCAGCUUGUAGGGAGAGAUAAGAUGAUGAAUCUCGCCGGUGGGCGUAGUUUUCCGUCAAUACACUUCUCUUUCAUUCAUAGUGUAAAAUUAGCACAAAAUUGCAUGUAUAUAUCAGAUACAGCUAUUCAUUUUCCAUCAUAUUUGUGUGAAUCAUGCAAGUAAAUGACCCCUUUUUUCCAGUUAA